GAAAACCAUCCAAAAGGUAUCUUUCAAAAUCAUAACAGAAGUUUGCUCGGCUGCCUCGCCUGCAACGUGUAAGCUUCUCUCUUCGGAGUUGAAACGCGCGAGUUGAGCUUUCCAUGACGCGGUCGAGGCCUGUUGAAGGAGAGCAAGCAGUUCAACACACCCUCCACAGCAACAAUGUCCCUGUGAUUCAACAGCAGAGAGUCAUAGUACAGAACAAGCAUGGUGAAGGGCUUGUCGGGAUCUUGCACGAAACAGGUUGUGAGGAGCUUGUAAUCUUGUGUCAUGGAUUUGGAUCCUCCAAGGAACGCAAGCCUAUGGCAAACCUUGCUGCUGCAUUAGAGAAACAAGGGAUCAGUGCUUUCCACUUUGACUUUGCUGGAAAUGGGGAGAGUGAAGGUUCAUUUCAGUAUGGCAACUAUCGUAGAGAAGCUGAGGAUUUACGUGCUGUAGUCCUAUACUUCCGUGGGGAGAAACGGAUGAUAACAGCAAUUAUCGGGCACAGCAAAGGGGGGAAUGUGGUACUCCUUUAUGCUUCAAGGUAUAAUGAUGUUCGUAUGGUUGUCAAUAUUUCUGGCCGUUUUAAUCUACAGCAAGGUAUUGAAGGUCGCCUGGGUAAAAACUUUUUUCAGAAAAUUAAGCAAAAAGGGUUUAUUGAUGUUUACAAUAAAAGAGGAAAAUUUGAGUUUCGUGUGACCAAGGAAAGUUUGAUGGAACGUCUAACUACUGAUUCUCCUGCAGCAUGCCAAUUAAUUCGCAAAGAGUGCAGGGUUUUGACAGUUCACGGUUCCAAGGAUGAAAGUGUACCAGUCGAAGAUGCUUUUGCGUUUUCUAAGAUCAUACCCAACCAUAGACUGCACAUUGUAGAAGGAGCUGAUCAUGAGUACACAUCUCAUCAAGAUGUCCUGGCUGCAAUUGUGCUGGAUUUCAUAAGGGCAGAUCCAAAUUUAGACAAAAGAAUGCCUCAACAAAUAGGAAUCUGCUCAAAAGCAGAUAAUUCAACCCAUUCUCGACUUUGAUGGGCUAAACAACCUUAUUACAACAACAACACGACAACAACAAAACUAAGCCUUAAGUUUCACUAGGUAGAGUCGGCUAUAUGAAUCAUUUUUUGCUAAUUUAUGCAACCAUGGACCAUUUCGUUUGACUAAACAACCUUACUAGUAGAACCAAAAAAAAACAAAAAAAAAAAAAAAUUGAAAAGGAAAAAGAAUUAGAUGGACACUAAGCUUUUGUUGGCCACUGCCUGACAUUUUGAGUCUAUUAUACUGUAUUCGAUGUUGAAUUCCUUAUCACAAUGGAAAAUUUCACACAAAGCAGUCAAAAUGUAAUUUUCCAGGAACUUGGCCGUGUUUCAGUUAUUUCCCAUUUGGAAUUCAGAGUUUGGCUUUGAUUUGGGGCGAAACACAUUUAUAAUUGUAUUGUUACGGUGAUAAAAUUGUGGAAACUUUUGGGAACAAGUAAAUGUUGAAUUUAUGAAA
Messenger RNA from Malania oleifera, 1478 nucleotides. RefSeq lists its product as uncharacterized. The record is from RefSeq and is a predicted model, not a curated record. The coding region runs from base 114 to 1016 and encodes 300 amino acids. NCBI's taxonomy places the organism in Eukaryota, Viridiplantae, Streptophyta, Magnoliopsida, Santalales, Ximeniaceae. The transcript has 7 exons.